Molecule: messenger RNA, 1924 nt
Organism: Pichia membranifaciens NRRL Y-2026
Lineage: Eukaryota; Fungi; Ascomycota; Pichiomycetes; Pichiales; Pichiaceae
Exons: 1
Coding region: 382-1857 (491 amino acids)
Biological process (GO): guanine catabolic process
Cellular component (GO): cytosol
Molecular function (GO): zinc ion binding; guanine deaminase activity
Source: RefSeq, a predicted model, not a curated record
AGUCGUCUUGCCGUCUUGCCGCGGCAAGCGGGCACAUCGGCGCUGGUCCGGGCCGCGGCUGCGUCUUAUCGGAAGUGGCGUACUGGCAAGCUUGCUGGCGGCCGGCAAAGCAGCUGGGGAGGGGCCAUUUCGGAGUUGCGGGCACGCCUGGGGGAAACCUAUAAAGAUCCCGGGGCGUCCGUGCUGGCUCAGCGUGGCAUAUCGAGAAGGCUCGACACGUUCUUUUGGAUCGAUUUAAGCACACCAGGCUUAACUAGUGUUUAAGAGUCUACCACAGAGCGUUCAGGCAUUCCUCUUUUUGUCUCUGCCACCCCUUGCUUUUGUUUCCCCCCUUGAUUACCCUGUUUCCGCUCUCUAUCUCAUCUGUUUUGGACACGCAAGAUGCCUACUAAGACCAACGCUGCGUAUUUCGCAGACAAGAUCAGCCCGGUGUGCCAUUCGGCGCUACAGUACACAGCGUACUACGGAACGUUUGCCCACACUCCGAGUUUGGGCUCGAUGGAGGUGCUGCCGCACACGGUAGUCGGCGUGGACCAGGACGGCAACAUCGACUUUAUGGUGUCGGGAGUGAAGGACGCCUCUCCGGAGGCGUUGGUGGAGUUGACGCAGCAGCACGCUUUGUCGGCGCUGGCGUCGAAGGACAUUGUGUUGGUGGACGCGUCGAAGGACAACAACCAGUUCUUCUUCCCCGGCUUCAUCGACACACACAUCCACGCACCGCAGUUCCCCAACAACGGGAUCUUCGGCAACACGACGUUGCUCGAGUGGUUGGAGAUCUACACGUUUCCGCUUGAGUCGUCCUUCACAGACCUCGAGCUCGCCACCGAGAUCUACACGAAGGUGAUUUCAAGGACGCUCGGGUACGGUACCACGACGGCGUCGUACUAUGCGACGAUCCACACAGACGCCACUAACCUCUUGGCAGACCUCGCCUUGAAGCUUGGCCAGCGCUCGUUUGUCGGAAAGGUGUGCAUGGACCAGAACUCGCCUGCCCACUACAUUGAGACCGAGGAGGAGUCCAAGGCCUCCACGCUCGAGGUCAUCGACCACAUCCGGUCCCGAAACCCCUCGGGCGACUUGAUCAACGCGGUGUUGACGCCGAGGUUUGCUGGAUCAUGCACCGACAGCCUUCUGAGCUGGCUCGGCAACUUGCGGAAAAAGGGCAACUACCACUGCCAGACACAUCUCUCGGAAAACCACAAGGAGAUCGAGUGGAUUACAAACAUGUUCCCGCAGUACGACCACUACACAGACAUCUACUACCAGAACAACUUGUUGAGCUCCAAAACGGUCUUGGCCCACUGCAUCCAUCUUUCCGACGAAGAAAUGCACAUACUUAGAAACACAGGGUCGGGCAUCUCCCACUGCCCCACGUCAAACUCCUCUAUCACUUCUGGCGAGGCCAGGAUAAGGUGGCUUCUGAACAACCACAUCAACGUCAGCUUGGGCACCGACUGCUCGGGCGGAUUCACUCCUUCGAUCCUAGAGGUGGCCCGGCAUGCGUUGCUUGUGUCAAGACAUUUGGUCAUGAAGUCAAAGGAGGAUGCUGAAAAGCUGUCCUCGAGUGAUGUGCUCUACCUCGCCACCGUUGGAGGCGCCAAAGUGCUCGACAUCGACGACAAGGUCGGCUGUUUCCGCAAGGGCCUGAAGUUCGACGCACAGCUCAUUAGUCUAGAUUGCAAGGACUCAAACGUUGACACAUUUGCGUUCCAAAACCCCCAGUGGGGGGUCUUGCCAGCCGAGGCUUCGCACAAGAGAUUUGCAGACUUGAUCGACAAGUGGCUCUUCACUGGCGACAACAGAAACAUACAAAAGGUUUUUGUAAAUGGGCGGACAGUAGUGGACAGAACGGCCUAAUCUCUAGCAUUACUUUCCAUUCUUAUGUAUUCUACAUGUAAACAAACUAUAUUCGAUAAAUGGCUAG